Molecule: messenger RNA, 2303 nt
Organism: Periophthalmus magnuspinnatus
Lineage: Eukaryota; Metazoa; Chordata; Actinopteri; Gobiiformes; Gobiidae
Product: high affinity choline transporter 1-like
Exons: 8
Coding region: 27-1682 (551 amino acids)
Biological process (GO): choline transport; acetylcholine biosynthetic process; transmembrane transport
Cellular component (GO): plasma membrane
Molecular function (GO): choline:sodium symporter activity
Source: RefSeq, a predicted model, not a curated record
UCUGUUGAUAACAGUAGCCAAGCAGCAUGGCGUUGAACAUCUAUGGAGUGGUUGCAGUGGUGGUCUUCUACCUCCUGAUCCUCGGGACGGGGGUCUGGGCGGCCCAAAAGUCACGGAGAGCCAUGAGGAAAAGCCGCGGAGACCAGACCGAGGUGGUCCUGCUUGGAGACAGGAAUAUCAACCUGGUGGUGGGCAUCUUCACCAUGACCGCGACAUGGGUUGGAGGUGGCUUCAUUUUGGGUGUGGCUGAGGCUGUCUACAAUCCUAAAAUGGGAUUAAUAUGGGCUCUAAUGCCUAUACAGUAUUCCCUAUCAUUCAUUUUGGGUGGUGUCUUCUUUGCUAAACCAAUGAGGGAUAAGAUGUACAUAACCAUGAUGGAUCCAUUCCAGCAAAAGUACGGCAAAAUCCUGAGUGGGAUCCUGGUGCUGCCUGCCUUGUUGGUCGAUGUGCUGUGGGUGUCCUGCACGUUGCUUGGCUUAGGAGCAACUAUGAGUGUCAUCCUGGAUCUGCCCUAUUCCAUCUCAGUGUGGAUUUCUUCAUCUGUGGCCAUUGUGUACACUUUAUUAGGAGGCUUGUAUUCAGUGGCUUAUACAGACGUCAUACAGCUCUCCCUUGUAUUUCUCAGCCUGUGGAUGUGCGUCCCUUUCCUGAUGGUUAAUCCCAAGUCUGUGGAUAUCGCUCAAACCGCCUUUAACCACAUGUACCAAAGCCCAUGGGUGGGCACCCUCGAAUCGGCCACGCUGUGGAAAUGGAUCGAUGACUUUCUAAUGUUGGGUCUUGGAAGUGUCUCUUUUCAAAGCUUCCACCAGAGGACGCUGUCUUCUUCUUCAUCUGAAACAGCCAAGCUAACGUGCUUUGCAGCUGCCAUUGUCAUUGCCAUACUGGGAAUCCCUCCAGUCUUGGUUGGAGCAGUUGCUGCUUCUACAGAUUGGAACCAGACGCAGUAUGGUCUGCCCCCUCCAUACAUGCGCGGGGAGCACAGUUUGAUUUUGCCCCUGACCCUCCAGCACCUCACCCCUCCCUACAUCUCCAUCAUUGGGAUCGGAGCCGUGGCCGCAGCCGUCAUGUCCUCUACAGACUCUGGGCUCCUGUCCGCAACUUCUGUCUUCUCUUCAAACAUCUACAAAAACAUACUGCGUAGAGGGGCUUCUGACUGUGAGAUUAAGUGGGUGAUCCGGGUGACUGUGGUCAUUGUUGGUCUAGUCGGGACCUCCAUAACCUUCUACACCAACAGCACUUUGCUUCUUUGGAUCCUUGGAGCAGACGUUUCCUACACCCUCAUCUUCCCCCAUCUGGUCGCUGUCCUCUUCUUCAAAAUCACAAACGGCUAUGGUGCCUUUGUGGGUUACAUUGUUGGGUUGACAGUUCGGAUUUUGCUCGGAGAAAACACAGUAGGUCUUCCAGUUCUUCUUCCUCUGCCUGGAGCCACUUUGGAGGAGGGUGUCUAUGUCCAAAAGGCCCCAGUGAGGACAGUGUCCAUGCUCUGCACCCUAGGGACCAUUCUCAUCUCCUCACUUUUGUUUACUCUCCUGUUUAAACAUGGACUCUUGCCUGAAAAGUGUGAUAUUUACAAUGUAAAAUCUACAUGUACUGAACCAGCAGAGGACUCACUGGACAGAGGGGAAACAGAGCCAUGUGAUCACACACAAGGAGUAGCCUUACAGCCAAUGCUGCGGUCUUAAUGUUUACUUUUGACAAAUCUAAAAAUGUUAGAACCAGAAAUUUACUGUAUUCAUGUUCAUUUUUUGUCAAUAUGUAAUGCAAAACUGUUUUUGUAUGACAAAAUAAUGAUGAAAAUCACUAAAACAACAGUUAAGUCUGGACUGAACCACAACCUUGGCUGAAGAACCAGAACCUGUUAAAAUCUAAACGGUUGUAAAGGAUCUGCUGUGGAUUUGUCCUGACAGGCAUUUUUUAUUAAAGCUCCACCACAUAAGAUUUAAACCAAAGAAUAAACAAAUACAAAAGUUUUUACUGAACUAUGUGGGUUUUGUUCACACAAUAAAGAAAAACAUACAUCCAUAAUGUGAGAGUGAGCCUCCACCAGAAAAGUUACAAAGUGCUCCUUCAGCGUUUUACUUUAUGUGAGUGAAUAUAACACUGUUGAUGAAGCAGUCAUAAAAAAAAUCAAAAUUCUUCCAGAUAAAUAGCGUUGUAUUUUUAUUUACUUGGCAACUGCUGAUAGAAACCAUGGCAACUGUUAAUGUUACAACAAUGUUCAUAUUAAAUCAUCAGAAUGUCGUUGAAAAAAAGCUGAAAGGUGAUUUUGACCACUCAUGAUAUUAAAAUAUUUGGAAACUCUG